UGAGAGAGAGGAGUGUUUUAAAGCAGUGUGCCGGGCAGAGCAGAGCAGACAUUCAUAGCUGGCCAGCGCUGAGGGGGAAUACUAUACCGGAGCUCCAGAGGUGAACUUAGGAUAGAGGAUACCCUGAGGGAUUUCCUGGGACAGAUGGGAUCUGAAAGGUUCAGCUGCAGCUGACAAGACUGACUUCUCCCAAAUCUCCAUUCAAAGUGGAUGUGUCUGAGACACAGACAGGAGGAGUAGUGUGGAAGGAGCAGCCCCAGAGAGAGCAGAUAAGACCCAGUGAGGAACACAGGGACUGGAGGCAGUGGAGCAGAGAUGGACGCAGGUCCUCUGACAGCCGAGAGAGAGGGCUCCUCUCCGGAGGGCGAGACGGUGUGCGCUGCGCUCGCCCGCUACGAGGCCACACUGAGGGAUGCCGUGUGUGAGAUCCACGUGGACGUGAGCGCCUUCAAGCAGGGUGUGGAGCGUCGUCUGGAGGAGGCGACGGCCCACCCCAGCGAGGGCCCCCUAGGCCGGGCUGUGGCGCAGCUGCAGCAGGAGAACCGGCAGCUCCGGAGCCAGUUGGAGGCCCUUACCCGACAGGUAGAGCUCCUCACUGGGACAGUGUGCGACAGAGGUGCCCUGAUGACUAACAACAACAACAACCACCACCAGCACCAGCUAGCGUCCAUCCAGGCCCAGACACACAGCAGCAGCCAGGAGAGGGCGAGCCCCCGGUCCCCCUCCACCUCCCCUACCAGCCCUGCUGGUGGCCCCAGCAUGGGAGCCCUGACCGGGUCAGCCUCGGGCUCAGCCUCCAGCCCCACUGCCGCCCGCUUCUCCAGCCGAGCUACCUUCGCUGUUUCCAGCAAGACUAACAGUAUUGAACGUGAGGAGCCAAUAGAGGUGGAUCCAGACCCUGUAUCCCCUGGACUGGAGAAUGGACACUCUACUACACCAGAAAACUCGACAGUGUCACAUGGAACGAGCUCACCAGCCAAUAACAACGUCCCUCAUGAAAGCACGGCCCCUGUUGCCAUGCGGAUGCCACACCUACCCAUCACCGCCACAACCAAAACAGCUGACCCCUCAGUUAUGAAGAGUGAAUCUCCCACCAGUCCCGUACGCUCUAAGCCCUCGCCUGUAUCAGAGCCUACUGCCAACAACCAGCCUCAAGCCAUCCCAGAAUCCCCCAUUCAACCAGUGUCGUCUAUGAAGACAUGGACCCCCAGUCUCAGCCGAGGUCUGGGCUCUCCUCGACUGUCAGAAAAGUCCUUGUCCGCUCCCCCGAAGUCAGUGACUUACUCUGGCCUCAUCCAACACAACACAGACCGGGUGGAAGAUGCGGGCGGGGACAUGCCUUUUGGAAGGGGAGUGGAGCGGAGGCGGGAGCUGGUGAGGUCACAGACGUUGCCGCGCAACCUUGGAGCUCAGGCCCGCCGGUCCAUCUUUGAAAGGCUGGAUUCUGAAGCCAGCAGUAGGCCCAAGCCCAUGGACUCCAAGCCCAAGCUGAAGCGUUCUCAGAGCUUUGGUGUGUCCAGCGCCAGCAGCAUCAAGCAGAUUCUUCUGGAACACACACGCGCACGCACACGCAACCACACACUCCUAACUCUGUCUCUCCGUCCCCAGAACAUAGACAUCCAGAACUUCUCGUCCAGUUGGAGUGACGGCAUGGCCUUCUGUGCCCUGGUCCAUUCCUUCUUCCCCACUGAGUUUGACUACAACGUGCUGACGCCUGCCGACCGCAAACACAACUUUGAGCUGGCCUUCGGAACAGCGGAGGAGAAGGCGGGCUGUGACCGGCUCAUCGAGGUGGACGAUAUGAUGGUGAUGGGGCGCAAGCCGGACCCCAUGUGUGUCUUUACCUACGUCCAGUCCAUGUACAACCACCUGCGCAAGUUUGAGUGAUGAACGAUGACCUGGCAGCUACUCGA
Molecule: messenger RNA, 1913 nt
Organism: Salvelinus sp. IW2-2015
Lineage: Eukaryota; Metazoa; Chordata; Actinopteri; Salmoniformes; Salmonidae
Source: RefSeq, a predicted model, not a curated record